CGACGUCACUUCCUGUGUUCCGCGGCGAAGUUGCUCUUACUGUCGUAAAGUAGUGAAGUUGGUGUUGCUUGUUUUCCAGUGCUGAAAGCUGUUUGGGAAAGUGUCACUGUCCCUGCAUCCUCCAGUGACUGAUGCUUUUGGCAAACCAGUUAUUCGAGUUCUAUUCUUUUUCAAAAGCCUGUGUUCCCGUACGGUGGCCGACGAGGUCGGCGCGGCGGAAGUGCCCAGCGAGUGGGUGUGCGCGCCGCGCCUGGCCCCGGUGCACGUGGCGCCGAGCGUGCUGAGCAAAGCCCCGAGAUGUCGUUUCGAGGCGGAGGUCGUGGAGGCUUUAAUCGGGGCGGCGGCUUCAACCGUGGCGGCGGCGGCGGCGGCGGCGGCAGCAGCAACCAUUUCCGCGGUGGAGGCGGCGGCGGGUUCCGAGGCGGCGGCGGCGGCAGAGGAGGAUUUGGUCGAGGGGGCGGCCGCGGAGGCUUCAACAGGGGCCAGGACCAAGGACCCCCGGAGCAAGUAGUCUUAUUAGGAGAAUUCCUGCAUCCCUGUGAAGAUGACAUAGUUUGUAAAUGUACCACAGAUGAAAAUAAGGUGCCUUAUUUCAAUGCUCCUGUUUUCUUAGAAAAUAAAGAGCAAAUAGGAAAAGUGGAUGAAAUAUUUGGACAACUUAGAGAUUUUUACUUUUCAGUUAAAUUGUCAGAAAACAUGAAGGCAUCUUCCUUUAAAAAACUACAGAAGUUUUACAUAGAUCCUUAUAAGCUGCUACCACUGCAGAGGUUUUUACCUCGGCCGCCAGGUGAGAAAGGACCUCCGAGAGGUGGUGGCAGGGGAGGCCGAGGUGGAGGCCGAGGCGGAGGCCGAGGCGGAGGAGGCAGAGGUGGUGGAAGAGGAGGUGGAUUUAGAGGUGGAAGAGGAGGUGGAGGUGGAGGCUUCAGAGGAGCGAGAGGUGGUGGAUUCCGAGGGAGAGGGCAUUAGCUGUGCCCACUUCUGCAGGGACUUCUGCGGUACCCGAGUGGUCUCCAUGGUGCAUCCAAGCUGCGCAUCUGGAACAGGUGUCCAGGUGUGGCUGCCAGCCACAGUGGGGCUGAAGUGUCGGUGUCCUGCAGCAGCGGAGGGCAGGAGAGUCACUCUUGCUCUGGAAGAGCAAGAACAAGGCUGAUCCUUUGUGCCUGGCACUCUGGGUGCUCAAUACUCAGACAGGAGCUGUCAUUGGAAUCCUGUUUCAAUUUUUUUAAAAUAAAAUGUUUUAUUCC
Octodon degus (degu) is the source of this 1244-nucleotide messenger RNA. RefSeq names its product GAR1 ribonucleoprotein (gene Gar1). Gene Ontology annotation, molecular function: box H/ACA snoRNA binding. The record is from RefSeq and is a predicted model, not a curated record. The transcript has 7 exons. Gene Ontology annotation, cellular component: box H/ACA snoRNP complex. Gene Ontology annotation, biological process: snoRNA guided rRNA pseudouridine synthesis; ribosome biogenesis. The coding region runs from base 298 to 966 and encodes 222 amino acids. Lineage: Eukaryota; Metazoa; Chordata; Mammalia; Rodentia; Octodontidae.